Molecule: messenger RNA, 2641 nt
Organism: Microplitis demolitor
Lineage: Eukaryota; Metazoa; Arthropoda; Insecta; Hymenoptera; Braconidae
Gene: myd
Product: 45 kDa calcium-binding protein
Exons: 6
Coding region: 758-1885 (375 amino acids)
Biological process (GO): calcium-ion regulated exocytosis
Cellular component (GO): endoplasmic reticulum
Molecular function (GO): calcium ion binding
Source: RefSeq, a predicted model, not a curated record
AUACAAUAAUAUAAAUUCUAAUAAUAGAUUUUAUUAGUCACGAAUACUUAAAGAUUUGAAAUGAUGACAUAAACGCGCCACAUGGCGGUGCUAGUUGUUCAUAGCAGAGGAUUACAUACAAAAGCAACCUUUGAUAUAUUAAAUACAAUGAAUAUAUUUAAAAAUAAAUCAACUUAAUAAUUUAGCGAGAUAAUUAUAUAAAGCGUAAAGAUAAAGUAUGAAAAUUUUCGAGUAUUAUCUUAUGAACAAAUUGAAUUACAAAAAAAGACUGUAAUGAUGAAUUAAAAGGCGUAAAAAAAAUAGAUAAGGUGGUAAAUCGAGUGGUCUUUGUUUCGGAAAACAGCAUGCUGGGGACCGCCAUGGCCGCCAUUAACAAUGGCCGCGGUUUGUCUUAAAAAGAAGCCAUUUUCAAAAUAUGGCUGCGCCCUGCUAAAUAAUAAUGGCGUUGACUCGAUCAAAACAAACAACACGUACUGUCAAAAAAACAAACCUUUACAUUUAAAUACUUUGCUAAAUAUUUAUAAUUAUUGUAACAAUCUACAUGUGGUGAGUUUCGUUAUUGAUCAGAGCGCACCGGAAGUGCGUACUAAUGUGUGUUUAAGAGCCAAUACAUAAAACGCGUAUCUCAAAACAUUGAAAGUAAAAAAUAAUUUACUGAGUGUGAAAAAAAAAUGAUAAGGUGCUAACUAGGAAAUUAUAGUAACAAUAAUGUAGUCAAUGAAAAAACCAAUUUAUUUUCUACAUAACAUGUAAUUUUAUGACGCAAGUAGAAUAUUUUAUAAUUUGUCAGACAGUAAACAAAAUAAUGAAAAUAUUAAAUUUAAAAAAAUUAACGAUAGCACGUUGGACGAUAUUUGUACCACUGAUUAUUUAUAUGAGUUUGUUGUAUAUUAAAUAUAACAGAAAUAUGAGAUUAAAAAGUCCGGAUGAAAUGGAUGAGGAUGCUGGGAUACAGAAUUUAUUUUCUGAGCUGGAAUCGGUGUCAUUAAAAAAUUUUAAAGAUAGUAAUGUAAAUAUUGAAAAAUCUAUUAUUAAAAGCUUCAAUUUUAAUAAUAAUGAAGAUAAUGUUGAACUUGAGAUUCAUGAUAAUCCAAGAUUAUUGUUGGAGAAUAUAUUCAGUAAAGCAGAUGUUGAUGAAAAUCGAGAAUUAGAUAUUCAGGAAGUUGCCAAGUGGAUUCACAGUAAAAUAAUCCAACAUAUUGAUCGAGCGAUGCGUGAUAAUGUGGGUUUAUUUAGUAUUAUUGACAUCAAUCCUCGUAAUGGUGAUAUUUCUUGGGAUGAAUAUCAUGCGUAUUUUUUACGAUUACAUGGAUUUUCAGAUUUAUAUAUUAAAUCACAUAAUAAAAAACAUUCCGAGCUAACGAGAACACUUAAAGAAAGUAUUAUGAGAGAUCGAGCACGUUGGAUUGAAGCUGCGCGAACUGAUCCAGAUAAAUUAACGCUAGAUGAGUUUCUCGCUUUCACUCAUCCCGAAAGUAGUCAUCGUGCGCUUCUACAAAUGGUUGAUGAUUUAUUUGAAAAAUUCGAUCGUGAUGGAGAUGAAGAGUUAACAGAAAAUGAAUUUGCUGAUCUACCUAUUGAUGGAAUGGGUCUGGAUUUACGUGAAGAUACACCAGAACCUAUAGGUGGUAGUGAAGGACGUAGACAAGAAUUUCAGUAUCUUAUUGAUAAAAAUAAAGAUGGCAAAGCUGAUCGUAGCGAGUUAUUGAUGUAUAUUGAUCCAAAAAAUCCAAGACACGCGAUACAAGAAGCACAACAUUUAAUAGAUCUCGCUGAUAUUGAUCACAAUAAAAAGUUAAGUUUAUCAGAAGUAUUAAGCAAAACGGAUUUAUUUUUAGGAAGCAAAAUGGUCGAUACGGAAAAAAGUUUUCAUGAUGAGUUUUGAUAAAUAUCGAUUGAUAAUUAAUCAAUAUAUUAAAUAUUUAUAGAUUUAAAUAACGUAUUUUUAAAAUAAUCAUCAGCUGCAGUAUUAAUUAACCCUCGGUCCGUCACGCGGUCCCGCCAUUCAUUCGUCGCGCCGAUGUUGCCAAUUAUCAUAACUAUGAUUUUUCAAAAUUAAAAUCACACAAGAUACCACUAAAAAAUUGUAAUUUUUUUUAGAAUUUUUUUACUAAAUUAAAAUAAUUAUUAUUCAUUCAUUCGAUACUUGAAAGUAUGAUAGAAGAACACAUGAAAUUUCAAGAGACUAAAAAAUUUAUUUUCUUUUUAAAUAAUCUUUUAAUAAAAUUGCGGUGCUGCGCUCAUAGCGCGACGGACGAAAGUAUAAUUUAAUUUAAAAUAGAACUAAUAAAUUAUAGUUUUUUUUAGAAAACGUCUGUGAUAGUCGAUACUACAUUAUAAUUAAAAAGCAAUUACACCAGUAUUUUUUUAAAUAACGCACAUUCAUUAAAAAUAAUUAUAUCACCUAUUAAUAUCACAAUAUUGUACCUUGAAUACCGAAAAAUUAAAAUUUUAAUAUUUAUUGUACUAGCGGGUAAUCGGAAUGAUCGAAUUUAUAAUCAAACACUUUUGUAUUUAAUCACAAAUUUUUAUAUACAAUAUUAAUAUAUAUAUAAUAGACUUUUUUUUAUUAAUAUAUACAUAGUUUUUUUUAUUUAACUUAUUGAUCAAUCAGUGACAAUAAAUUGUAUUAAAUAUCCGA